Aureobasidium melanogenum CBS 110374 is the source of this 1584-nucleotide messenger RNA. Its product is annotated as MFS transporter. The transcript is spliced from 5 exons. Bases 1 to 1584 code for a protein of 527 amino acids. NCBI's taxonomy places the organism in Eukaryota, Fungi, Ascomycota, Dothideomycetes, Dothideales, Saccotheciaceae. The record is from RefSeq and is a predicted model, not a curated record. Gene Ontology annotation, biological process: transmembrane transport. Gene Ontology annotation, molecular function: transmembrane transporter activity.
AUGACGAGCCAGGACUAUGAUCUCGAAGUACCUGGUACUGAACAGCUUGUCGACGUGAAUCACGACGUUGAUGCUAUUCAUCAAGGCGAAUCCGAUAUUGUCCUUAUCCCACGCCCGACAGAAUGCGGCUCGGACCCCCUCACAUGGUCUCGAUGGAAGAAGUGGUAUCAGCUCUUCUUGCUUGCGCUGUACGCGUGCGCAUUUUCAUUCGGAGAGAACACUCUCGGUGCAGCAUGGACAACUGUAUCCGAGGAUACUGGCGUUUCGCUGGUGAACAUGAACGGUGGAAGCGCACUGAACUAUCUGCUUCUUGGCCUCUGCAAUAUCUGGUGGAUCAGCACGGCCAACAAAAUGGGGCGAAGACCCGUGUUUCUGUUUACCACGCUCAUAUGUUGUUUGGCUGGUGUAUGGCAGGGACGUGUCAAUGGAACCGCACAAUGGUUCUUGUCGAACAUCCUGAACGGCGUCGGUACAAGUGCCUACCAAGCUGUGAUCCAGCUGUCGGUAUUUGACAUGUUCUUUGCUCAUGAGCGGGGAAUGAUGCUGUCUUUCUACCUGUUCGGUCAACAGUUGGGCAGUAUUCUUGGUCUCAUAACUGGUGGUAUCAUUUCGGAUAAUCUUGGCUGGAGAUGGACUCAGUAUUGUGUCGCGAUGAUCGACGCGGGUGUUUUGGUCCUUCUGAUGUUCACCUUUGAAGAGACGCUAUUCCCGAGGUUCAUCUUCGAAAAGAUUCAAGGAGUACUUCCAGAUACCAUCAAGAAAGAUCUCAAUCGAGUCACUACCAUACAGUCCGAGAGUCACAAUACUCAGCAGCGCGACUUUCCUCGCCGGACUUAUGCGCAGAAGUUAAAGCUCUGGGUUUAUUUCCCAGAAGAUAGGACGACAUAUUUCCAAUAUCUGCGUCGGCCGUUUUCUCUGUUCUUGUUCCCAAAUGUCGUCAUCUCUGGUUGCAUCUUUGCAUUCGGUUGCACAGCUGGCAUCGUGUCUUUCAAUACAAUCUCGGAGAUCUUGACGGAACCGCCGUACAACUGGAGUACCUCUUCUACCGGUCUUGUCUUCCUUGCUGCGCUGGUUGGCAACUUUGUAGGCUGGCUUACAGGAGUUCUGUCGGACCGAAUUGUGAUUCAUCUCUCACGUAAAAAUGGCGGUGUGAAGGAGCCUGAAAUGCGUCUCUGGACUUUGUGCUUCUCCUUCGUCUAUGCCGCCGUCGGAUACUUCUUGUACGGAUUUGGAGCACAAGCAGGAGCACACUGGAUGACAAUCGCCUUUGGAGUAGGCUCUAUGAUUGCUCACCAGGUUUCGGCUUGUUCCAUUGCGACAACAUACGCUAUGGAAUGCUUCCCAGGAAUUGGUGGAGAAUUGGUUGUGGUUCUUGCUAUUUGCUCGUCCUGCAUCAAUUUUGCCAUUAGUUAUAGCGUGCAGCCUUUCAUUGAGGCAGCUGGCUACGGAUAUGCCUUCCUGUUCUUCGGUCUGUGCGUUCUCUGCUCCAUGCUCGCCGCAAUUCCCAUGAGUAUGUACGGAAAGACUUGGAGAAGAAGAUGCGCACCAAAGUGGAGAGAGUGGCUAUCACAGAGAGAACACUGA